Coniophora puteana RWD-64-598 SS2 is the source of this 2709-nucleotide messenger RNA. Its product is annotated as actin-like ATPase domain-containing protein. Lineage: Eukaryota; Fungi; Basidiomycota; Agaricomycetes; Boletales; Coniophoraceae. Gene Ontology annotation, molecular function: ATP-dependent protein folding chaperone; ATP binding. The record is from RefSeq and is a predicted model, not a curated record. The transcript has 7 exons. Bases 77 to 2650 code for a protein of 857 amino acids. Gene Ontology annotation, cellular component: endoplasmic reticulum chaperone complex. Gene Ontology annotation, biological process: cellular response to hypoxia; negative regulation of hypoxia-induced intrinsic apoptotic signaling pathway; endoplasmic reticulum unfolded protein response.
CGUCCGUCCACUGUUACCCCGGUCACUGGAAGCCUUAAGCAGCUUUGCUAGUGGACCAACACGUCCUCGCCCCACCAUGCGCUGGACACUCACAUCUUUUUUAGCACUUUUGGUGCUCUCGUGCUCGCUCUGGCAGUCCGCGUGCGCCUCCGUCCUCGCGAUCGACUAUGGCUCUGACUGGAUCAAGGCCUCCCUCAUGAAGCCCGGUGUCCCGUUCGACGUGCUGCUUAACAAGGACUCGAAACGCAAGAUCCAGUCCUCGGUCGCGUGGAAAAAAGACGACAGGCUAUUUGGCGGCGACGCCGCUAACAUUGCCGCGCGCUUCCCCACCGACUCCUUCUCGUCCCUCAAAUACCUCCAGGGCGUGCCGUACGACUCCAAAGCCCCCGCGUUCUUCGCGACCAUCUCCCAGGCCGAGCUGCACGAGACCGCGCGCGGCACCAUCGGCGUCACGCGGAGCGACGGCACGCAGUGGGCGGCCGAGGAGCUCAUCGCGAUGCAGCUCGGCUACGUCAAGGCGCUCGCGGAGGCGCUCGCGGGCGAGCCCGUGCACGACGCGGUGCUCGCUGUGCCCCCGUUCUACACGCAGUUCGAGCGCGAUGCGGUCGCGGACGCGCUGGCGAUCGCGGGGCUGCGCACGCUGGCGCUCGUGAACGACGGGACGGCGGUGGCGGUGAACUAUGCGAUGACGCGCGCGUUCGCGGCGCCUGAGUAUCAUGUGAUAUAUGAUGCGGGCGCGAGCGCGACGCGGGCGACGGUUGUGCGGCUCGAGAGCACGCUCGAUCCGCAGAGUAAGGCGCCCGUGACGCAGAUCGAGGUGAAGGGGGUGGGGUAUGAUCGGAAUACGGGCGGGACGGAGCUGGACCGGCGGUUGCACGAGGUGCUCGUGGAUGCGUUUAUUGCGAAGCACAAGCGCGAUGUGCGCACGGACAAGCGCGGGAUGGCGAAGCUGUGGAAGGAGGCGGGGCGCGUGAAGACGAUUCUGAGCGCGAACUCGGAGGCGGUGGCGACGGUGGAGAGCGCGGCGUUUGAUUUGGACUUUAAGGCGAAGGUGACGCGGGCGCAGUUUGAGAAGGCAUGUGCGGACCUUAAGGGGGGUUUUGUGCAGCCGAUAUGGGACGCGCUUGCGCAGGCUGAUUUGACGCUUGACAAUAUUACAUCUGUCAUUCUGACUGGGGGCAGCUCCCGUACGCCCAUGGUUCAGGCUGCAGUAAGAGCCGCAGUUGGAGAGGACCUCAUCGCACAAAACGUCAACGCGGACGAAGCCGCCGUCCUCGGCGCGGCGCUGUACGGCGCCUCGCUCUCGCGGCAAUUCAAAACAAAAGACAUCCGCGUGUCCGACAUCAGCAUGCACGACAUCCAGGUCUCGUACUUCUCCUCGCCGCCGUCCGACGCCGCGCCGACGCCGCGCACGAUCAGCUCGGUGCUGUUCCCCGCGGGGAGCAAGCUCGGGAGCAAGAAGACGCUGACGUUCCGCCGCGGGGAGGAUUUUAGCCUUUGGCUGGAUUAUACGAAGGUGAUUUCGCCUGGGUUCCCGCGCGAGCUGUUCGAGGCGCGGGUUGAGGGGGUGGCGGAGGCGCUCGGGACGCUGGCGGAAAGGGGCGCGGUGGAUCCGGUUGUGAAAGUCACGGUUGCGCUUUCGGAGAGCGGGUUUGUGGCGGUGAAGGAGGCGGUUGCGUAUGGGGAGAUUAAAGAGGAGUCAUUGACUGGUAAACUGAAGAGUCUGUUUGGCGUUGGUACGUCUUCGACGGAGGAGGAGGUUGAUUCGCAGACGCCCUCGACGACGGAUGAGACUGCGGCCGAGUCGUCGCCUGUGGCUACGACUCCGCCGAAGAAGGAGAAGAAGGUUUCUGCGAAGGAUCUCGAGGAGCUGAGCACGAUUGCGCUUAAUGUCAAGACUGUCUUUUCGUCACUUCCUCCGUACACGGUCGAGGAGAAGAAGGCUUCUCGUGAGAGACUGCGCAGCAUCGACGCACAGGAGGCGGCCAAGGUGAUGAGAGAGGAGGCGUUGAACACGCUGGAGACGUACCUCUAUCGCCUGCGCGACAACCUCGACGACGGCGCGCAGUCGCCGUUCCAGAAGUGCUCGACGGCGGUGGAGAGGAAGGCGAUCGCGGAGAAGCUGGCGGAGACGAGGGAGUGGCUGAAUGAUGGUGGCGAGUCGGCGGAGACGACUGAGCUGUGGCAGAAGCGCCAUGCUCUCGAGGCGCUCGAGAGACCGAUAACGUACCGGUAUACUGAGAUUCAGGAGUUCCCGGCGACGCUGAACAGCAGUCAGAAAUGGAACUGGGCGACGCGCGUGUUCCUCACGGACGCGCGCGCGAAUAUGACAGCCGAUGCUGCCGCGGGUGUCCCCUCCAAAUGGACGGCGGAGGAGCUGGACGGGCUGGAGGAGGCGUUGAAGGAGCACGAGGUGUGGCUGAACGAGGGCGUGGAGAAGCAGAAGCGGACGGGGAUGAAUGAGAAUCCGGCAAUUGCGACGGCGGAGAUGAAGGCGCGGGCGGGGAGGCUGGAGCAGCAUCUGCAAAGGCUGGUGAAGCGCAAGGCGCCGAAGCCACCGAAGAAGGCGAAGGGGAAGAAUGGGAAGAGUAAGGAGUCGGGUGAGGAGCCAGAGGGGACGGAGAGGCGGAAGGGGCAUGAUGAGCUUUAGAUGACAUAGAUUGUGGUAGAAUAACGUUAACAUUGCAUAGAUUAUAAUUUUGAAGUGUC